Didymella exigua CBS 183.55 is the source of this 559-nucleotide messenger RNA. RefSeq lists its product as uncharacterized. NCBI's taxonomy places the organism in Eukaryota, Fungi, Ascomycota, Dothideomycetes, Pleosporales, Didymellaceae. Gene Ontology annotation, molecular function: protein binding. The record is from RefSeq and is a predicted model, not a curated record. Bases 152 to 454 code for a protein of 100 amino acids. The transcript has a single exon.
CUUAUUUUUAGAACGGUCCCUGCACGGCCGUACGUAAGUACAUUUUGAUGAAGUGAAGACAAGCCCGUCUUACGUAACCAAGGCUCAGGGUCUCCGAGAAUUACACCUGCGAUAUAAUUUCCUGUCCACAUUACCAGAACCACCAUACAUCAUGCCACAGCCAAAUCGAUUCCAGUUACCUAUCGAACUAUGGUGUGCAGUUCUCUCUCGCAUUGACGACCUCACCCUCUGGACCAGUUGUCGCCGAGUUUCGAGGACAUUCAGGGCCGAAGCUGAGCGCGAAUUUGCAACAGCCAUUGCAGCAUCUACGCAUGGUUUGGAAAGCAUCUGGGAAAAGGCCAUCUUUCGCCUUGCCGGCCCACUACACGCUCUUUGCAGAAACCACGGGUCUUCAGUCAAUCGAUGCUCACUGUGCCACGUUUGGGCUAAACAUGAGUCACAAUGUGACUCAUGACAAAUGCGACCCCAGACGCUAGCCUCGACCCUGAUAUAGAGUACAAAGGCAGAUAUGGUUUGGCUCACAGGCUUCUCUCGAACAGCGAUCGCAAUGUUGGCGCUC